Messenger RNA from Panicum hallii, 2635 nucleotides. RefSeq names its product IQ domain-containing protein IQM5-like. NCBI's taxonomy places the organism in Eukaryota, Viridiplantae, Streptophyta, Magnoliopsida, Poales, Poaceae. The record is from RefSeq and is a predicted model, not a curated record. Bases 498 to 2444 code for a protein of 648 amino acids. The transcript is spliced from 10 exons.
UCUUCCAUGCUUGCAUGUCUCCUGGCUAAUGUGGACAAAAACUCUCAUUUGUAGUAUUACACAGAACAUGUUAGCCUGUUGUGUAGUGUGUUUUAAUUCACCAAAUCUGCCAGUGAUCCUUUCUUUUAAUCAAGGCACUAGGAUAGGACAGCCCAAGUUUUGCUUUGUUAUUUAUAGGUGCAGGGCCUUGACCUCCUGCCACCUACCUUCCCUGUAUGGCCACCACCCCAUUUAGAUUCUGUUCCUCCUAAAUCUCCUCUCCUCUCCAUUGGCCCUGAACUUCACCAAAAUAGUUUUCUGCUUCGCAGGCCUGUCUCUCAGGAUUAAGGAGCCUCUUGUUCUUGUUUUUGGUUGGAACUUGGCGCAAGGAUCUGGAGGCGAUUAAAGAGGUUGAUUGAUACGGAACACAGAUUGUGAGAUCCAACAACCAAAUCUAAUCGCAGAAAAAGAAAGUCAGCCAAAGGCUUGUGUAGCACCACAUCUUGCCGUCAGGGAAAAUGGGGCUGUCAAUCUCAUACCCACCGGAUGACUACCUGCCAGCAGUGGACGACAACAUGGGCAGGCUGUUCAUCCGGUCCCUCAGCUUCGACGACAACGACAUGGAGGAUGCAGCUGAUUCGCCUUCGGCAUUGUCCCCCAGCUACGGCCAUGGGAACCUGAUGAUAGAAGGCUCCCUGAGCUUCAAGAGGAGAGAGGCCGACCACGUUCAGAUGCAGACUCUCUUGUCCGUCAGGAGUCCCAAACCUGACAGAGACUGUUGCAACACCAGUAAUGGUGCUGGCACUGCUGGUUCAUCAAGAUUCGGGCCAGCCCGAGACCGUCCACCGGAUCAUCCUGUCGACGAAAAUAACAGCCCGAGGCACCAGGCCGCGGCCCUCAGACUGCAGAAGGUGUACAAGAGCUUCAGGACAAGGCGCCAGCUUGCGGAUUGUGCCGUUCUUGUGGAACAACGAUGGUGGAAAUUGCUUGACUUUGCGCUGCUCAAGCGAAAUUCAGUGUCAUUCUUCGACAUAGAGAAGCCUGAGACCGCUGUUUCAAAAUGGUCCCGGGCAAGAAUGAGGGCUGCCAAGGUUGGCAAAGGUCUCUCCAAGGAUGAAAAGGCCCAGAAACUUGCCUUGCAGCAUUGGCUUGAGGCGAUUGACCCUCGACAUCGGUAUGGCCACAACCUGCACUUCUACUACCAAUGUUGGCUCCACUGCCAGAGCAAGCAACCAUUCUUCUACUGGUUGGAUGUAGGUGAAGGGAAAGAUGUCAGCUUAGAGGACCAUUGCCCAAGAUCGAAGUUGCACAAGCAAUGUAUCAAGUACCUUGGCCCUAAAGAAAGGGAAUCUUAUGAAGUGAUAGUCGAGGAUAAGAGGCUGAUGUACAAGCUGAGCCGUCAGAUCGUCGAUACAGCUGGAAGCGCCACGGGGACGAAGUGGAUCUUUGUGCUGAGUACAUGCAAGAAACUUUACAUCGGCCAGAAGCGGAAGGGCGUAUUCCAGCACUCAAGCUUCCUUGCAGGGGGAGCCACAUCUGCUGCAGGGAGACUGGUUGCAGAGAAUGGAGUUCUGAAGGCUGUGUGGCCUCACAGCGGGCAUUAUCGGCCGACAGAGCAGAACUUCCAGGAGUUCAUGAACUUCCUGAAGGACAGGAGUGUGGAUCUGAGCGAUGUGAAGUUGAGCCCAUCAGAAGGUGAGGAAGACGGCGACUUCAGCAGCCUGAGGGGCAACCACUCGCAGCUGGACUUGACCGAGCUGUGCCAGCAAAAAGAAGGCAGCCAGGAACAAGAUGCGCAAGCUGCGCAAGGCCAUGGCGAGCAGGAAGCCGAGACCCGCAACGACGAACCCGCCCAGUCAUCUACCGAGACGAGCGCGCCGGCGGCGAUGAGGAAGGCCUCCUCGGACAACAGGCUGCACGGUAAGCGGCCGCCGAGGCUGCUGAUCAGCUCCGACAACAGAGUCCCGCUGCCACCGGCCCCGCACCCCAGCACCAGGCCGCUGCCGUCGCCGGGCGGCAAGGAGAUCGACCCGGACUCGGCCACGUUCGGCGAGUGCCUCGACUUCUGCAAGCGGAACCUGUUCGCGGAGGACCUGUACGAGGACCACGGCCUGGACGACCUGGCGGAGGUGCCGGAGGAGCUCAUCCUGAGCCGCAUCAACUCCAAGCGCGCCAUGCGGUCGUACCAGCUCGGGAAGCUGCUGUCCUUCCAGUGGAGCACCGGCGCCGGGCCGCGCAUCGGCUGCGUCCGGGACUACCCGUCAGAGCUCCAGUUCCGGGCGCUGGAGGAGGUCAGCCUGUCGCCCCGCGGCGGCAGGCCGGCGAGGUUCCCGUCGCCAAGGCCGGGCGCGCUGACGCCCAACAGCAUCCCUGCUGGCAAGUGCGGCAGCCUCACCGCCGAUGGCGACGGCGUCAGCAUGUCGCUCAAGCCCAGGCAGAGGAGUGCUACCUGGACUGCGUUCUGAGAGGCCUUUGUUUCCUUGUUUUGUUCCCCGGGAGGAGGAUGCCAACUGUGCAUAUUGAGAGGGAAAAGUGAGAUAGUAUGAUCACAAUUGCUUAGAAGGAUCAGGAUUAACAUUUGGCAAGCACAUUGGUGAUGCCAUUGCCUCACUAAUAGAUGGUCCAAUGAACAUGCUCUUGAGACUUUUCUAGUACA